This is a messenger RNA of Paramisgurnus dabryanus, 3416 nucleotides long. The record is from RefSeq and is a predicted model, not a curated record. Lineage: Eukaryota; Metazoa; Chordata; Actinopteri; Cypriniformes; Cobitidae.
AUUUUUAUUUUUUUUAUAACAAUAAUGUGUUCGUCUUGAAUUCAUACGAAUGCGCUCGCGCUGCCACCACGGACUGCUUCCUAGCGCCACUGGCUGCAACAAGCUCUAUCCUAUCGUGCUUUGAUAUGUGUCUGGGCUAAGUUAACGGAUGGAAGGCUGACAAACUCCUAUCUGUCCUGGCCGGCUGCCUCAGCUAAGAGAUCGCCAUGGACCAGUUUCUCUCAGCCUUGAGAGAAAGGGGUGUUCCUGAGGAGAACCUGGCAAGAAUGGCAGAGGACAAGAUCGAUCAAGACAUUGUAAAGUUCCUUGGAGAAGACAAACUCUCUGCUUUUAUUCCUCGAUAUGGAGACCGUGUGUUUGCCAGAAACUGGAAGGAGUUAUCCUCAAGUGAAAGGAUAGAGGAUACAGAGCAAAGGAAACAUACUUUGAUAAAUAGACUAAGAGAGAAGAUGAAACUUCCAUCCACUGCCACAGCAACCAGCAGCUUUAAAUCUAAGCCUACACUUCUUGGAAAUAAGAACGCUGAAAAGAAGACAAGGAAAAUUGAACUUGGCUGGUUGAACUACCAAGAUUCUAUGUACAAACAAGUUAGAAGGCCUACUGGUGGUGGAACAAGAGAGAUAGUUGUAAGCAAAGAUGAUACUGUAUCCACAAUUAUUGAAAAAGGGAAAACCCUUUUUUUCCCCAAUGGUACAUCGAUGAAAGGAAAAUUAGAGGACUUUGAGGUCAUGCUUUCUGUCAUUGGUUCUGAUGAGCCCCUUGAGGGUAGCGUCACAGUUGGAAGUUUGUUAGAGCAAACUAAUUACAAGAUCCUCAGACUAUACCUCUGUACAAAGCCAAAAGAUUGUAGUGAUUCUGAGCUUAGUGAUGAAACAACAGACAUGCCCUUUUCACCUGACACAUCCAACACAAUUGGGUCAGCUAAACAUCCAUCCUCAUCCAGCCCAUCACUGCUCUCCCCUACUCCUGUCAAAAGACCUCGGUACGGCAGUUGGAGUAUUCCCAGUGCUACCUCAACACUCCACACAACUCCUGCUUCUCAAACAUCAGUCCAGCCUCUUAUAGAUCUAUCCAGUGAUGAUGAAGUUAUUGUAUAUGAAUAUAACACCAACAUGCCUUGUGAACUUGUCGAUGGUCUUGCAGACACACUGAUAUACUCACCUCUACAUGUCAAUACCACAAUAAGUCCAGAUUCCUUGCCAGUUAACAGCCAACAAGAAAGUGGCACAAACACAGUCUCAGAAAAUCAAAUAGAAACAGUAGUGGUAGCUGAGAUGGAAGAAGCUAUUAUUGACUUUGUGGAUUCUGAGCAGGCUUUAAGUUCCACCAGCACGAUGGCCACUGAUUUCUUUGAAAAUCCAGAGAAUAUAGUGGAGAAGCAAGUCAUUGUGAUCCGCAAAACACAGUGUGUUGUGGACAUGAUUAAAGCAUUUACAGACGACUUCAUACUGGAUGCUAAUAUUUCAAUCAGGCGUGUGCUUGAACGUGGUGAGGUUGAGGCUGGAGUUGGGAGUGGGGUCACCAGAGACUGCCUCACUGAUUUCUGGGAUAUGUUUUAUGCAACAAAGACCUGUGGAACCAACUACAAGAUCCCAAUUUUGUACCACAAAUUCCAAGAGAAAGAGUGGACUGCUGUUGCUCGCAUCUUGGCCUUUGGAUGGCAGAAAUUUCAGCUCUUUCCAGUCCAACUUGCCCCUCCGUUCCUUACAGAGGCGCUAUCUCUCUCCUGCUCAGACAAUCUACUGGAUGCUUUCUUUAACUAUAUCAGCGCAACUGAGAAGGAUGUGCUAACUGAGGCCAUUAGCAACUUCAAAGGGGCAGAUAUGGAUGAACUCCUUAGCAUACUCAGCAGUCACAACUGCUGUGUACUCCCAACUGAGGAAAAUCUACAGAGUCUUGUGGAGGAAAUAGCCCACAAAGAGAUGGUACAAGAACCAGCAUUUAUCAUAAAGUGUUGGAAGCCAAUUCUCAGGUCUAUUGGAGAAUCCAUGAGUACGGAAGGACUGAAGAAGAUUCUAGAUGAUCUCAAACCCAAGGCAAGAAACAUUACCAAAACCAUCAAGUUUCCAGAAUCUAUGUCACUGGAAGAAAAAAAUACCUCAAAUCAUCUAUUGAGAUUUGUAAGAGAAAGAGAUGAGAAGGAGCUUGGCCUAUUCCUUAGGUACUGCACAGGGUCUGACUUGUUCCUAUCUAAGACCAUUAAAGUCACAUUCACAGCAGAACAGCCACAGUUCGAAAGGGCACCUUUGGCUCACACCUGUAGUUGUUCUUUGGAACUGGCAUCUAACUACAAAAACUAUGCAGAUUUUAGAACAGAAUUCAUCUCUGUGUUGAAGAGUGGAGUGUGGGUAAUGGAUUUGGCCUAAUAAGGCUUUGUUUGCUUAGACAGCAAAUUAAAAACUGCACACACAUUUUGAAGGUUAGCAGCGUUAUCUUUUAUAAAAUCCACAAGUUCUAUAUGUGGAGAGCAGAUGCAUUGUCAUAGUAGAAGGAGAUUGAUUUUUUUUUUUCAAUUUAUGAUCUCUUUAAAAUUCAAUUCUGACAGCUGACAGGGACUGUGGGAAAAAAAAUCACAAAACAAUUUAAAUGUUACAAUGUAUUCUUGGACAAGUUGUGUGUAAAAACUGGCCAACUGUUUGUGGUUGAUGUUUUUCCAUUGUUGUUAAAAUUAAACUAGGGCUGCAUAAUGAUUAAUCGGGAUUAAUCUAGAAUAAAAGUUUUUGUUUACAUCAUAUAUAUGUGUGUACUGUGUAUAAUAACGUAUAGAUAAAUACACACACGUGCAUGUAUAUAUUUAAGAAAUGUGUACAUGUGUAUAUACAUUUGUAUAUUUAUGUAUACAUUAUAUUAAAUAUAAAUACUUAAUGUAUAAAUAUAUAUUCUUUCUUAAAAUUAUACAUGCAUGUGUGCAUAUUUAUAUAUACAUAUUUAUUAUAGACAAUUCACACACAUAUACGAUGUAAACAAAAACUUUUAUUCGGCUAUGGAUUAAUUCCGAUUCAUCGUUAUGAAUCCCUAAAUUAAACCUAAAAAUAGUUCAUAAAUUACAGUGUAAAGCUAUGCAGAUCUUCAAACCUGGAAGAGUUAUAUUGCCAGUAAUGUUCUAUGUUGUCAGUGUCAAAUGUGCUAUACAUAUACAUUUUAACCACACUUAAAGUAAUAUUUGACUUAGAACUAGUUUCAGUAGUCUUACCUGAAAAACUCAAAAUCUUACAAGGAAAUCUUGUAGUUUGUACAAUUAUUUUGUUUUGAUUAAUUUGAUUUAGAAUACCCACCUCCAUAGGACCCUGCACUUUCCCGGGUCCAUGUUCAUGUUAUUAAAAUGAAGGCACAUGUUACUUAAAUGAAGGCACUGGCUUAUGAGUUUGCAAUGUUUGCAAAUAAAAUGUUUCAUAAAUUAAACUAUGUCAACUGUU